CGGAACUGUGGGCAUCAUCGAGUCAACGUUCGAUCCGAUCGAAACCCAAAUUUGUGCGUCCGUCUGAUCUCGCAAAUAUUCUGUUUUGUUUGCUGUAUAAUUGACCACUCGUCCCAACGACUAUCUUAGCACUCACUCUCUCUCUCUGAGCAGAAAAGGAAAAAAAAAAAAGAAAAAGAAAAAGAAAAAAACCCAAAGGGGCUAAUGGGGUUCGUCUCUUUCUUGGGACGAGUGCUCUUCGCCUCGCUCUUCAUCCUCUCCGCCAGGCAAAUGUAUAAUGAAUUCGGUGCUGAUGGCGGACCUGCUGCAAAGGAGUUUGCUACCAAAUUCAGUGUUUUGCAGAAAAGUUUGUCCUCCGUAUUAGGGGUCAGGGUGCCUGAUGUUGAUGUUAGACAUUUAGUUGGAAUUACUAUUUUCAUGAAAGGGAUUGGAGGCAUUCUGUUUGUAUUUUACAGCAGCUUUGCAGCCUGUCUCAUGCUCCUCCCCUUGGUGCUCACCACUCCAAUUCUUUACGAUUUUUAUAACUACCCACGUGAUGAGCCUCAAUAUGGUUUACUCUUGAAUGAAUUCUUGCAGAGCACAGCACUUUGUGGUGCAUUGCUUUUCUUCAUAGGGAUGAAGAACUCAAUUCUGAAGAGGCAACUGAAGAAGAAGACUCCCAAAACAAAGACAGUUUAGAUAUACUCAGAAAAAAAAGUUCAGAUAUAAAAGAGAAGUAGUAGACUAGUAGUUGCAAAAUGGAUUCUUUUUAGGUGUUGAAAUUUCAGGGUGUCAAGCUGGGACUAUGCAGCAUCCGGCAUAAGUGUGGCUGUACAUCAAGCUACUUAGCUUAUGCUCAUUUUUUGUAAAUUAUAUUUCCCUUUUCUAGGGCAUGUUACUUUGAUUUUUUGGUUCUUUCCAGUAUGGAGUGAAAUUGUAUAUCAGCAAAUGAUCGAAUGGAUUGCUUGAAGAUGCGAUUAUUUGAGAAUAAAAGAACUUUGUUGAA
Alnus glutinosa is the source of this 985-nucleotide messenger RNA. RefSeq lists its product as uncharacterized. The record is from RefSeq and is a predicted model, not a curated record. The coding region runs from base 205 to 678 and encodes 157 amino acids. NCBI's taxonomy places the organism in Eukaryota, Viridiplantae, Streptophyta, Magnoliopsida, Fagales, Betulaceae. The transcript has 5 exons.